Striga asiatica is the source of this 462-nucleotide messenger RNA. The record is from the annotation of a GenBank genome assembly. NCBI's taxonomy places the organism in Eukaryota, Viridiplantae, Streptophyta, Magnoliopsida, Lamiales, Orobanchaceae.
AUGGCAGGUGGGGUAGAAGCUGAGUGGAUUGUGUUUGUUUAUAUGAGUACUAUGAAAAUAGAAAGGGAGCAACAAUGGGGAAUUUUGAUGGAGGAUAAAAGGAAUUGGGGCGAAAAUUGGGUUAUUCUGGGUGACUGGAAUGACCUUAGUUGUCGCGAGGAGAAGAAUGGGGGCUUAGUGCGAUCAGAGAGAAGUUUUCAGGGGUUUAAUAAUAUUAUUGGGCAGAUGGGUAUGUUUAUGUUGAGAAUGGAGGGUUAUAAAUUCACGUGGGGUAAUAAUAGAAAGGACGAGGGAUUUGUGGAAGAGGUUUUAGAUAAAGCGUUCGCUUCCUUGAGUUGGCUGAAUAAUCACCCUCAUGCAUCUGUCAAAUGUGUGUUGAGAAGUGCUUCUGAUCAUGCAUUGUUGGUCUUAGAAUAUGGAAAAAAAUCCGGGGUGUCGGAGAAGAAGAUUUAUAUUCAAUAA